This is a messenger RNA of Porites lobata, 11732 nucleotides long. NCBI's taxonomy places the organism in Eukaryota, Metazoa, Cnidaria, Anthozoa, Scleractinia, Poritidae. The record is from the annotation of a GenBank genome assembly.
AUGACGGCGAGAAUAGUGUUCCGUAUCUCAGUUUUGGCUCUCCUGCUCUACCUCGCAGUAACUCAAAAAUGUCCUGCAAGUGGAAGAUCCGAGAGCUCCAUCAUUGGCUGGAUGUUACGGGGACACGUAUACGACACUCUUCUAGCCGAACUUCCGUUUACAUGCGUAUUCAAGUGUCGAGAAGACAAUCGAUGCCAAAGUUUUAACUGGGUAAUCUCUCUUCUCACCUGCGAGUUUAACAACAGGACAAAGGAAGCCAGGCCGGACGACUUCAUUCCAAACCCAGACAGAUCUUACUAUCCACGCGAUUUAAAGCGAGGUAAGCCAGCAUACCAAGGAGGGGCGGGGGGGAACUCCCUAUAAUGGCCUAUACGGGGAGGGUCCGACUGAAAGGGUAGCGUUUGUCAGGCUUCAGGUAUAUCAAAAGAGUUAAAUGAUUUCACUAUUUAAAGUAAAUGAAAGGGUAGGAGACUCGUUUAGGCCUGUCAAAGGACCUAAACGGGCUAAUAGAAGGAUUUUGUGGCUAAAAAAAGUCGAGAGAUUUCUUUUUUUCUGGGGAAGAGUGCGGUACUCGACAAAGUUUUGUACGGAGAGGCAUUGCAAAAAAUCAGUAAUAAAAACCACAACGUUUCCUCGACUUUUUCACAAGCAUGGAAUGCUUCUGUUAGCCCUUUUGAGCCUUUUUACCCACGGAAAUGACAGAUUUCCCUACCCUUUUAUAUACCUCAACUUGUGAAAUCCCUACCCUUUCAUAUACCUGAAGCCUGAAAAAGAUACCCCGUUCGGCCGGAGCCUCCUCAUAUAGUCAAGCCAUUAAUAGUGAGUAACUCCCCUCCCCCGGGGACUAAGUUACAUUUCCCAGAACUUCGCAUGAACAUUGUUAUUAUUAUUAAUCUGUAUUUUGGAUUAAAUUGAGCCCACGUAAUUGUUGGUUUUCACAUGACGUCACUAAAAUUCAAACUAAAAAACUAUCGAUUCUACCGUGAUUUUACUUUCACGAUGCAUUAGAGCAGCUGAAAACUAAUAUUCAUACAGAUUUUCUCCUCAAAAGAGUUCUUGGUUUUCUGAUAGAGGAAUUUCUAAGCUUUUGCGUGACGCGGCAUUUACAUGACGGCCAAGAGAGUUGUCAUGUAGGUUAAAAAAAUUACUUAUUUCAGGAAAUUUUGCUAUCUAAACAGUCGAUAUAUUAGAAAAAGUAUUACUUUAAUGUUUAUGAGUUUCUCGAAGAAUAAAUUCUCGCUUUUGUAGCAAAACUCGAUAACAGAUGUUUCUGUUGGUUUCCGUCCGCCAUGUUGGAGCUCAUGCAGGUGAGCACCAGCAUGGCGUCUCCAUACAAAUCUCUGUAAAUUUGGGUAAAACUUUUCUUCGGAUAUCUCGUUUACGAAACAUUCCUCUGACCUGAAUCUUGGCGAGGGUCUUUGUAUAUGUACCUCCUUUCAUUUCCCAAAUUUUGGACUUUAUCUAUUGAAAGGUUUUGAUUUUUAUUUUGAUCUAUUUUGAAUGGCGUGACAAUGAAAACUAGCAAUAUUUAUCUGACUGUACAAGAGACCGAUGCUCACAGAUUUCAAUCACAACAACGGUGCAAGUUCCAGAUGAAAGGCUUUAAGGAACAAAUUUAUCUGGCAACUUUUUAAGCCAUUGUGACGUGUACGUCAACAUUGACGUUACCAUGGAAACCGAGGUUUCAAAGCUGUGUUUUUCAAAAUUUGCACUUUCUCUUAAAAAUAGAUUUUAUUUUUAUUUUUACUAAUUGUAUCAUUAUAUUACACUUAAUUUAGCAUUAUUAACAUACUGUUAGUCACAUUUUACUGACAACUUGGACGCACAUCCUCACGUAGAAUAGUGAAAAAAAUAGAAUGUGCUGGAUUCGAUUCCUGGAACUGCUUCUUAUACUUUUACUUUUUCUUUUUUUUUUCUUUAUUUCUUUCUUUCUUUUUUUCUUCUCUUGUUAUUGUAGUUUUCUUUUUUUGUUUACAUAUUGUAGAUUUUUAUAUUUGUAUAUUUUCUUUUCCUUACUGACUCUUUCCCUUCCCUUCUUCUUCUUGCAGUAAGCCCCAAGUGUUGCUCCCUCCCGGGCAUUCAGUAAAAAUAUGCGUACUGAUAAAUUAAUGAAGAACUUUUUUUUGGCCUUUCAGUUCCCCUUGGUUCCAUUCAAGAAUUGCCAGCUGAGACUUGUGACGAAAUUAAGAGGAGUGAAGGACAGGCUGUCAGCGGGAAAUACUGGUUUUCGACCAUAAAAUCUGGAACAUCUGUUCUGGCUUAUUGCAAUAUGAAGACCAACGGUGAGUUUGAUCAGUUAUGUCAGUUAGGGACAGACCAUUAGCAAACCUAUCGGGGGGCGCGCGAAGUACAAAAAAAUUAUUCGCGCAAGAGAAAAUUAAAUGAAAAAAAAUUCAUGCACGCCAAUUAACCCUAAAAAAUAUUCAUGCUAUGGCCUAAAAAAAAUUCAUACGAAGAAUUUGAUAACGAAAAAAAAUUCCUGUGGCACCAAAAUCCAACCCCCCCGCGACCCCCACACUGGUCCCCCAUAACUUAUAUCCCUUACCAAACCAUAUGUAUUUUGAAACUGAUUUUAAAGUGUUUAAAAUGUAUUUUCAGUAUUUGAAUACUAUUUUCCUGUAUUUUAAUCCUAUUUGACAAAAAAAUUUAAAUUUUCGCCCCUGUUUGGAAUAUAUCUUAAGUGUAGUUAAAUUAUAUUUCAUCAAAAGGAAAACCUCUCUCAUCAAUUUACAAUGUAUUUCGUUUAAUAAAUAUGAUUAAAAUAGGGUAUUUCAAAUGUAUUUUGGGCAUAGAACCACUAACACUGUUACAAACAGAGUUCAAAUAGACUAUUUGAAAUAUGUUUUAAGGGCUUAAAUGCGACUGUUUUUUAAAUACUUUUAAAUAGGGUGCUUUAACACUGUUUUGAGUUGCAUCUACAAUGUAUUUUGAGGCGCAUCCACUCACAAAGUUACAAACAUAAUUCAAAUAGACUAUUUAAAAUAUGUUUUGAGAGCCUAAAUGCUGACCGUAUCUUAAAUACUUUUAAAUAGGGUACUUUAACACUGUUUUGAGUUGUAUCGAAAAUGUAUUUUGAGACGCAUCCACUCACAAAGUUACAAACAGAGUUCAAAUAGACUAUUUGAAAUAUGUUUUAAGUCCUUAACUACUGACCGCAUUUCAAAUACUUUUAAAUAGGGUACUUAAACACUGUUUUGAGGUCUAUUUGAAUUGUAUUUUGGGCACACAACACUCUGACUAUAAAAACAGAUUGUACAUAAAAUAUUUAAAGUCUGCUGAAAGACAUCAAAUGCUGACCUUAUUUUAAAUACUUUAAAAUAGGGUACUUAAUUAUUACUUAUUAUUAUUGAGGUGCAAUAUUGUAAUGUAUUUUGGGAUACUUAUACUCAGACUAUAAAAGUAACAAUUGCACAAAGUUAAUUUUUAAGCCUUCAUCGUGUCACGAACUCAUAAAUGACUCAAAACAAGCUGUCAUAUUGUGGACCGGAUUCUUCUCUCAAUAAAGCUCGAGGCGGAGCCAAAAAUUAAAUCUCCCAGCAAAUCAAAAAGAAAUUGAAAAAAGAGAAGAAAAUUAGGAAUAGAUUUUAGCUUUGACUGACAACACGUAACUGUGACAGUGUGCCGAUAAAGGAUCAAUCCGUUCCUCAAUGUUCAUUACCUGCAAGCUCUCUGCGAAAAUCUCCGCCUAGAUUUUAGCCGUGAUUCAAUUAAUGCAGCUACGGGACAUUCCAUAAGUUUUUUUAAAAGAAAAUUCUUAAAAUCACAUUUUAAUUUUCAUGUAGAAAUUUUUCGCAAACAGCCGAAGCCGCGGGCCGAGAACCGGAUGCACGCGGUCAAUUGAGAUUUGUCUAAAAUAAGUCCUUGAAAUUUCAUAAUAAUUAAAACAAACUAUCCAAGCUAAGAUCUCACCUCGUAUAUAUUGCACUAAGAAACAACGCUCAGAUCUGAAUAAACUCCGACAUAUGGUUAUCUUUCUCUCAUAGACUAUUCCGCACAUGCAUGGCAUAUUAUUUUUGAGAUGUCACGCGCGACUGAAAUCACGACUUCGCGCCGCGGUGAUGUGACAAAUGCACGUGAUAAGCAAACCGUCCUUUGUCCUUUGCUCAUUUCAAAUUAUUGAACCGGCGGUUGCUCCCGGGCGGUUGCUGUGAGCUUAAAUGCGCUUGAUUUUACUGUUUGUUACGAUCUUACAAAAGUACACUCCAACUCUGCGGAUUGUCGGAACACGUAGAUGUUGCUUUUAUCACGAAUCAAAAAUGGUUAUGACUCCUCAGCGACUGUUAUGUACUUUGAAAGGUUCUGGUUCAGGAGAAGAGUCCAACAGUCUAAUUGUAAGUAUUAAAUAUACAAUGUUACUAAGACGCUUAGAUAUACGCCAUAUGAGAAACAAAUAAAGGGUAGUAAACAUUUAUAUACUCGCGCCCGUACGGCAAUUUUACUUUUUACAGGAUUCCUUGCAGAGACUCGCUGUUUUGUAUAAAUGAUCUCAGUCACUUGAUGUCACGUCACCGGCCUCUUUCAUUCUCGCGUAAAUUUAUUCGUAUGCUGUUCUUUAUCAGCCACUAAUUAAUGUUCAGGCGUAGCCUGCAUUAAGCUUCUGAUGAUAUUUGAGUAAAGCCGUGAAUAUAGUAAACAAUGUAAGUUACAUGCAUGUAGAUUAAUAUUUACCGGUAACGUCAGUAACGUUAUACCCUUUUGAAGCCAAAGGUUGAUAGCCUGUGUACAUACCCCCCCACCCCUCCCCUCCGAGUUUUAUUGAGGGAAGGGGUCUGUACACAGGCUAAAGAUUGAUUUGAGCAUUUCUGAAAAAUUCCAUAAGAAUUUCCCGAGAAUUCUUAGGGAAAUCAACGUAAAGUAAUCGGCUAAGAGAUAAUUCUCUUGAAGUCCUAGCCUAGGACUGUGUGGAGAAAUUUCGCCGAGGUAAAUCUUGCUUUUUCAGGGUAAUUUUCGACGGUUUUGUAUUCAUUUUAUUUCAUGAAUUUAAAUGGUAUUUCCAUCCUGUUUUUGUACUAUUUUUAUGCUCUUUCGACCGAUUUUUAUACUGUUUUUGCAUUUUUGCAUCCUAUUUUUGAGGUAUUUAAUUCAUAAUAUAUGUGUGCUAUUGCUUUUCUUCUUCUGUGGUAUUUUAAUACUGUUUUCAAAGUAUUUUUAUUGUAUUUGCAAAUACGAGUAUUUUACUAAAUUUCGAAACCGAUUAAACAGCUAUUAAAAUAUAUUUUGAAGCAUAACAUUUUAAUAGCGUUUUAAACAGGUUAAAACACCUUUAAAAUCAGUCGAAAAAUAUAUCAAAAAUAUAUUUUUGUACCUAUUUUAAACCUGUUUUUUUCAAAAUACGUUUAAAAUUGCCAUUAAAAAUAGUUUUAAAAUAGUAUAGUAAAUUAAAAUAUGUUUUUGAAACUGUUUUUAUCCUGUUUUUAUUCCGAUUUAUAAGGUAUUUAAAAACUGUUUUUGACCUGUUUUGAGCCUUGCAAAAGCCCUGGAAUUUUUUAUAUAUUUUAAAAGCAUUUUAAAAUACUUUAAAAAUUCUUUUUUAAUAGCGUUUUAAACAGGUUAAAACACCUUUAAAAGCAGUCGAAAAAUACAUUAAAAAUACACUUUUUACCCUAUUUAAAACCUAUUUCACAAAACAGGUUAAAAACAGUUUUCAAAAAUAGCUUAAAAAUACAUUCAAAACAGUGUUGGAUUUGGUAAGGGAUGUAAUCGGCUACUGAUUAAGCUUGUUACUUUUUUCGAUAUUUCAUCACGCCGAAUCGCUGACUAUGUUAAAUCGGGAGAUGUAAACUAAUCAAGCACACCCAAAAAACUUGAAAAAAAGAAUUGUAAGCAAAAACUCAUGUUAGAUAGCAAUGAGUACUCUUUGUGUCACAUGUUGGGGGUUAAUGUCGUUCAUUAAUGUUUGUUUGUCCAGACAUUGACGAAUGCAGUGCUUCUUCUCCGGUAUGUGAUAUUAACGCAAACUGCUCCAAUACUCGUGGAUCUUAUCACUGCACUUGCAAGGCAGGAUUUACUGGCGAUGGAAACACUUGCCAAGGUAAAUAAGAUAAUUAAGCUAACCUGAACAGUUUCGUUCAGUUUAGUUCAGUUUAUUUCCCGUUACAGACUUUACACGGGUUACAGGAAAAUGUUGCUAUAGAUUUAAUAUGAAAGCUUGAGUUUUAUGGCCAAGUGAUAGCAAUUAUGUUUAAAAUAAAUACAGGCGAUGAACCAGAAAGAGCAAAAUUAAAUACAUAAAUAAAAAUAAACAAGAGCGUAAUACUAGAAGAGAUGUAAGAAACAGUGUUUUGAAAGAAGUGAGUUUAGGCAGAAUUAGGUAGUGCUAGAACUGGAUAUUUCCAUAAAAAACGUGUUUUUUUAAUUAAAGUUGUUUUUCUUAGACAUUGACGAAUGCAAUGCUUCUUCUCCUGUAUGUGACAUCAACGCUAACUGUUCCAAUACUCGUGGAUCGUAUGACUGCACCUGUAAGGUAGGAUACACUGGCGAUGGAAAAGCUUGCCAAGGUAGGAGAAAAUCCUUAUUAAGCUAAUUUGAAGGACAGUUAGUUUACUUUACUGCAGCUUUUCCAUCAGAGAUGGGGCAGCUCCUGGAGACGUGUGAUCAUUUAAGAUGGCGGCUAAUCUGAACGAGAUCGGCAUAUCCGUCGAAUCAGACCGUGUUAAGCUCCUGGUAUUGGACAAUAUCGGAAUGUUGUGUACUACGCUUCUUUAAGGGGUUGCCUAAAAAACCGCAGCGUUUGAAGCCAGUUAUUUAACGAAAAGUGAUGUUUAAAUUACUCAGCAAAAUCGUCAGUUGAAUGCCAUUAGAAAACUUAUGAGAGGUGGGGGGCGGGCGAAGUACAAAAAAAUAUUCCCGCAAGAGAAAAUUAAAUGAGAAAACAAAUUCGUGCACGCUAACUAACCCUAAAAAAUGUUCAUGCUAUGGCCUAAAGAAAAAUUCAUACAAGGAAUUUGAUAACGAAAAAAAUUCCUGCGGCACCACAAUUCCCAACCACCCCCCUCGCCCCCGCCCCCCGGUUCCCCAUAACUUAUAUCAGUCGAAUCGGCGACUGAUUCAGCUUGUUAAUUUUUUCGAUAUUUCAUCACGCCGUAUCGCUGACUAAGUUUAACCGGGAGAUGUAAACUAAUCAGGCAUACAAAAAAACUUGAAAAAAGAAAUUUUAUGCAAAAACUCAUAUGUUAAAUAAGAAUGAGUACUCUUUGUGUCACAUGUUUAACCUGAGAUCAGGCCCAAUUUGAGCGAGUCUCAUACAUUCUCUCUAACGGCUACCGCUGAAAUUUAAUUCUCUUUUCGUUUCGCCAUGCCCGCCGGAAUGUUAUUUACAAAGCGAAACGAAAAUAGAGCCUGAUCUCAGGUUAUCACAUGUUGGGGGUUAAUGCCGUUCAUUAAUGUUUUUUUGUCCAGACAUUGACGAAUGCAGUGCUUCUUCUCCGGUAUGUGAUAUUAACGCAAACUGCUCCAAUACUCGUGGAUCUUAUUACUGCACUUGCAAGGCAGGAUUUACUGGCGAUGGAAAAACUUGCCAAGGUAGGAGAAAAUCCUUAUUAAGCUAAUUUGAAGGAAAGUUAGUUUACUGCUGUACCAUAAGAGAUGGGGGAGCUCCUAGAGACGUGUGAUGGCGGCUAAUCCGGUGACGUGCUCCAGACCUCGGGCACAAAUUUCUUAAAUUUCCUUCAUAACUUCAUCGACACAUUACCACCAGUAUUUUUUGACUAUUUUACCUACCGUUUCUGAGUAAAACUACCGCUGUGAAAAUACUGUACAAGUAAAACAGGGCCUAUUAUGCACUGCCACGUCCUUGGCAGCGUGGAUUUGGAUUAUAAAACGUAUCGAGAAGGAUCUUUCCUCAAACCCUUUUCUUAUACAGAUGUGAACGAGUGUCAAAGAGGAUCACACUCUUGCCAUGCUCAGGGUCAGUGUGUUAAUGUUCCUGGCUCCUACUCUUGUAAAUGUUUACCAGGCUACACGGGCGACGGAAAAAGCAGAUGUGAAGGUACAUAUUUCCAAAAUUUAAUAAGUAUAAAGGACUGGCCAUAAGUAUGGGGGGGGGGGGUGUGCUGGGGACAGAGAAGUGGUGGGUUAUCAGUUUUUUCACCCAGUGGAAGGGGUGGGUCGAUCAAUUUUCAGCUAACCUUUGGUGGUCCGCAUAUCUAAUGAGCGGCACGGGUGAGAUAAUAAUGGGAUAGUUGGCCACAGUAAAAAAACAUAAAACAAAGCAAUCUAAAACUAUUGCUUUGAAAUUUUUUUUAAACAUCUUGACUUGUGUCUUUUUUUAAAAGGCAAUUUUAAUGCAAUUAAAUGUAUGAUGUUUGGUUUUUACAUUUCAUUGCUGUUUAACAUUCUGCUAACUUAGUAACCCUUGGACGUACAAACCAAGCGAACCACGUCGGCACGACAAUUAAUUAGAUACGAUAGGCUUUUUUAUUCAACUGUAAUCCGUUAAAGAAUCAGUUCCCAUAACCUGAAGGCUUUAUUGAUUGUGAUCAAUAAUAACAUAACUGGCUUUUACAGUCCUCUCAGUAAAUCAGCGAUCUACCAACAGCCCUAAUCCCUCCAUCAACUGUUGAUGUCCAUGCACGCGCUUUAAAUCGGUUUUGCCUUACACUUUUUUAACAGUUCCUACAAUGACGGCGACAAGCUCCUGCUCUAAUCUUCUUGUGCGUGACGCCAGCAAACCAAGUGGUACGAUUUACUCAACUCAUAGAUAUAGAGGCUCGGCAUACAGUAGUAAUAUGGAUUGUCGAUGGAAUCUAACUUCGAAUGCAGUGAUUGAACUUUUGUUCUACUAUUUCACCACCCAAUCGUCGACGGACUAUGUACGUGUGUACGAUGGUGACUCGAUCCCCGCACCUCUGAUUGGCGACUUUAGUGGAAGCUCCCUCCCAGCGCCUAUCACAAGUUCGUCCACCAAGCUAUAUGUGCGGUUUACAUCUGAUGGCUCUUCAGAGUAUAGAGGAUUUAACGCGCGUUACCGAGGUAUUUUUAUUGGUAGACAAGAUGAAUAGAAAAAGCUCUGUGAUCUUUAUUAGCGGGCUCCCUGGUUAGUAUGAUAAAAACUUCCCAGCCGUACACACGAAAACGUAACAACAAUCUAACAAUAUUUAUUUUCGGUUCAACUAUUUGUGCGAAAUUAGACUUUGAUUGUAUAUCUAGCUGGAGUUUUGAAAACGUUAGCCAAAAACUAUCUCCAAAGUAGCCAAUAUAAAAGCUAACUAGGAUGCAACCAGUCCUUUUUUUUCUCUUCUCCUCCUUUCAGUUCUCCUCGUUCUUGCCCUUCUUAAGUAGAUUAUAGGCCUUGGUCUAAUUGGUUUUAUUACGUUUGGAAAAUGACUAUGGCUAUUACUGGCUAUUACUUCGGCACAGAGGAUGGAGGAGAAUCAAAAUUUGGCACACAUAAAAAAAUCCUUGUCCUUAACAUAAAGUAUAUAAAUGCUGUGUUAAUAAGUCAUGUGAUAUGUCACGUGGCCAGUUUUUUUUUUAAUCUUAAAUAAUUGACAAACUGGUAACGGGUUUAAGGAAAGAAAUCAAGUAAUUGAUAACAUUUUUUCUCAUUCAUAUUAAAUAUUUCUAACACUCAAAGUCAAAGUUUAUAUAGAGAUUUUGCAAAGUAUUUAAGGAUAAAGACAAUAGCACUAGCCUGCAAAAUUGCUAGCGCUAAUCUAGGUGGGUAGUGGAGAGACUAUGUACAGUGUAAAUUUAUUAGUAAGUUCUACAUAAUUAAUAACCUAAAAAAUAUAUAUAUAUAUAUAUAAUAUUAAUAAGCUAAACAUAUAUCUAGCCGGAUUUUUGGAAACGUUAUCGCCAAAUGGACCUUUUCCGUCCAACAGUUUUCGGUCAAAAACUAUCUCCAAAUAGCCACUAUAAAAACUGCAAAGACUGCAACCAUUGUUUCUUCUCUUCUCCUCUUUCCGUCUCCUCACUCUUUCUUUUUCUCCUUUCCUUUUCUUUCGUUCUUGGCUUAAGAAACCUUCCUUUUGACGCCUUUUCACUCAAACGGCUGCAAAUCUCGUUAGGUUGGUUUUCAAAAAAUCAACAUGAUAUAAAGAUGUGCGAAUAGAUAAUCGAUGUUAAGGACUGAAAGGAAGAAAGUGGGUAAAUAAAGCUACUUUAGACAUACAUCUUGAAACUUAUCUAUACGGGUGGGUAUACCAACAUAAUUAUCCUCUCCCUUCACGUUUGGAAUGACUGUCCAUUGCACUUUCGUAAAAAUUAUGAGGGAAAACAUCAUUUUAAAUGCUCAAAAUUAAUCUUUAAUUCUUAGAACUUUAAUUCUAAACCUUGCGUACAUUCACUCCAAACGUAGAAAAUAAGUAUGUGUACAGUGUAUCAGAAACGCCAAUUUAUUUAUCCAAACAAAGUAAAUUCGCCACCAACUCGCCAAUUUCCUUCAUUUUCAAUUUUUGGUCGCGUGACAUUUUACGAGAACAUAAUUUUAAGGCACAAGAAGACCUCAAGUCUGCCCAGACCUUAAACCCUUGAGUUUUUACUUUCUUUCUCCUUCGUUAGUGUGAUAUUCGGCCAUAUCACUCGGCAAAUGACUGCAAAAAUUGCUGGGUUGACUUUCAAAAAUUCCGCUAGAUAUGUAAAAAGCUGUGAGAGAAGAAUAGCUAAUUAUGUUUAGAAGGUAAGUCCAGCUACCCCGAUUCCGGAGAGGAAACACAGGACAUAUUUAAUGAACAAGUCGACACUAGCGACAAAAGUCCCCCCGCCCCUGACCUUUGACCCCACUAAAACGGACUUUUAGAAAGCGUACAUUAUAAAAAAUACGGUAUAAAAUUUAAACCAACUUUACCUUUUAUUUGAACGCUAGCUGUGACAUCCGGUUCAGUUCGUCUCAAAGAUGGCACCCCACUGGCUGGAAGAGUUGAAGUGUUCUAUGAUGGUCAGUGGGGAACAGUUUGCGAAGAUGCUUGGGACAUAAAUGACGCUAACGUGGUCUGCAGACAGUUGGAUUUGUCGCAGUCAGCUACUAACGCUUGGAGCAGCGCCUAUUAUGGUCAGGGCUCCGGUCCCAUAUGGAUAGAUGACGUGGCCUGCUCAAGUAGCGAAUCACAUAUCUACGAUUGCAGACACCGUGGAUGGGGAAACAAUGACUGUACACACAGCAGAGAUGCCAGUCUGCAGUGUUCGGCUAACAUUCGUUUGGUGAAUGGCAGUGUUAAUUAUGGCCGAGUUGAAGUUUAUCACAACGGUCAAUGGGGCACAGUGUGUGAUGAUUACUGGGAUAUCAAUGACGCUCAUGUAGUUUGUCGUCAGCUUGGUUUCCCCAGUGCGUCCUCGGCACCUCAUCGGGCACAGUAUGGCCAAGGAUCUGGCACUAUCUGGAUGGAUGAUGUCCAUUGCAAUGGAACAGAGGCUUCAUUGUUUCACUGUACACGUAAUGGUUUGGGAACACACGACUGUAUCCAUUGGGAGGAUGCAAGUGUGGUCUGUAACACUUAAAUGAACUGUUUGCGCAUGGGGCCAUGCUUAAUUUGGGUUCAUAGAACAGGGGCGGAUCUAGUUGGAGGGUGCAGGGGGUGCGACCCCCCCCCCCCGAGAUAACCUGCGGUUUUCUAAUACAACUGGUAUUCUGUCAAAAAAAAAAAACUGUGUGGUUUAUUGGUGCUGAAGUAGAGCAAGAGAUGAGUGCACCCCCUCCUAGAAAAAAUCCUGGAUCCGCCCCUGUAGAAAUUCAAAUGUGUAUCAUGCCUAUUAUCUCAACACUGAUUCUAAAAAGUCUAAAAAGCGCUUACGUG